GUUUGUAUAGGCUUCUUCUUCCAUAACCACCACCUUUGCCCACAUAACUCACGCCUGCUGAAGUAUAUGUAUUUUGUCAUGCCGCAGACACAGAGCAAGGACUGUAUAUUGGGUGAAAAUUAGUGAAGAGGAGGUGUAAUUGUGGGAUAGUGCAGUGAAAUGAAGCUCCAACAGUUACCAGCCUGCAACCGUUUUGUGAAGCAUUCCGUUUGUCCUUCUGUUUCCAGGCUCUCGAGUCCGUCAUGUCUCCCUCAACUUACUCAUCAUCAUCAGAUGCCCAUCUCAACGAGAAGCAUUCAACAAACAAACCAGAGUUCUGUAGACAAUUUUUCCUUCAGUUUGGGUUUGUUUGCUCGAUUCCUGUUCUCACCGAGUCCGUUGCCACCCAUCAUGCUUCGGAGUACACUUGGGUCACGUGGAUUUCUUGUGGUGACGCAAGGGAAAUUGGGUGAUGUCGAUAUGUGUCAGUAAUGCUCCUUAGAGGGCUCGCCAACUAUGCAAAUUGUUGUUGCAGUGGGCGAGGAAGAACAAGAGGUGGCGAGCAUUCUGUUAGUGUUGAUGUUUUUGGAAACGCAGCUGAUAUUGUAUUGAGUUUUGUGGGGAGAAGGGUAUGGACAUAUGGGCUCGGUGAUGAUGCGCGGUGGAGCUGAUGAUGUAUUCAUGUUGGGGUGAGGCAUUGCUGCGACCAUGGAUGUACCGCAAGACGAGCUCCCACUUCUCUACACUUGGAUUGAUGGAAUCCCACUUUCAAGACCUAAACGAAACAUAUCACGAGACUUCAGCGAUGCAGUUCUUGCAGCGGAGGUGGUGGCGCAUUACUGUCCACGCCUGGUGGAUGUUCAUAACUACAGUGCUGCUAAUGGUCUCGCUCAGAAGAUCUACAAUUGGAGCACUCUCAACAACAAGGUCUUCAGGCGUCUCCAUUUCACAUUGACAAAGGAAGACAUUGAGGCGGUGGCCAGCUGUGAGCCACAGAUGAUUGAACGAAUUCUUAAGCUUCUGAAGUACAAGAUAGCAAAAUAUCGACCCAAUGGCUUGAAUGGAGACUCUGAUCCCGUUAAAGAACCUUCAGAUGGUGGACACUGCCAUGAGUUUCAUGACCAUCGCAGUACACGACACCCUAAUCCUCAACGAGAAUUAUUUCCAAGAUUUGGUCAGACUCAGCAGUCGCAAGUGAAGGAUGUUGUAAGUCAAGGGCAAGAGUAUCUACCUGAGCCAGAAUGCACAAAAAGAAACAUGUGGGUUGGCAGGCGAGGUUCGCAAGAGCAGUAUUCAACCUCAAGGACAUCGAGCCCUCACCGAGGGUGCAAUUCGCAAGAACUGGGUUUGAUGAAUGCAAAGCUGGAGGAAAAGAAUAUAUACAUUCGGGAACUUGGUGAAACUAUUGAGGUGAAUAAUCCAGACCAUAUCAAACGAAGCUCAUGUGGUCUCAGCAACAUCCCGCCUGUGUUACUACCUUUCACAACCAAGUUCUUCCUUUACUUGACUUGCAGCUUUUGGAGGCGAAAGUGAGAAAGCUAGAACAGUUGCUGCGACUGAAGGAGCACAAAAUCCAAGUGCUCAGUGGCAAGAUACCCAAACAAAAUGGUCGUAGCUAAUGAACUAGCCGUCCAGGCUAUGUUCACGCAGUUGUAACAUCUGUGAGAUACAACUCACUCAAUGCGAAGGAGCAUUUUGAAUUGGAUAUCGACUUAGAGUCAUAUUGGGAUCGACUCACGCUGGCAGCUGCAGUUGUGGAUCGACAAUCAGGGUUAUUGGAUAUGUGUGCCUGUCUAUCGAAGUAGGGCACUGCACUACUUUACUUGAUCUCUGGUAAAUCUAACCCGGUUGAAGAAGGGAACCCAACUUAGGAACCCCCGCAGACUCUGCAAAUCGUAAAUUUCUACGUUGAAGCCAUUCUGAUGGCAUCCUGUACAAAAACAAGGCUCUCAUACACUUAAUCUAACAAUGAUCUCCUGAAACUUACUUUAUUUUUACCAA
Physcomitrium patens is the source of this 1980-nucleotide messenger RNA. RefSeq lists its product as uncharacterized. The record is from RefSeq and is a predicted model, not a curated record. Gene Ontology annotation, molecular function: microtubule binding. Gene Ontology annotation, cellular component: axoneme. Lineage: Eukaryota; Viridiplantae; Streptophyta; Bryopsida; Funariales; Funariaceae. Gene Ontology annotation, biological process: regulation of cytoskeleton organization.